AUGUCCCCCACUCUGCCUAUUGGCAAUGAAGACGACGCUCAACAAAUCUCCGACUACACGGAAUCAAACUUCACCGACUUCCUCAACGAUCAUGAUGAGGAUUACACCGUCGAAAACAACGUCAUCGAAGCUAGUGAUCACAAAUACGUGAGUUACGACUCGUUCGCAACGGACAAGUCGGACUCGGUUGAGAUAUCAAACGAAACGGAGGUAGGAAACGAGACGAUCCUGGAGCCGGUGGAUUUCCAGUUUGUGGAUGAGAUCGGAUCUUCGAUCGAGUACUCGGCUUUCGAGAUUGCUGAGGAGAUUUCAAGGCCAAUGGUGCAAGAAGAAGAGCCGGUGAUGCUGAGUGAAGCGAUGAAGAGGAUGAACAAUGAGAGGAAGUUCUCUGCUUGUUUGUAUGCAUUUAAUGGCAUCAACGAGUGCCUCAAAUUAAGCUCGAGUAGGCUCGAUAGAUCCGAUCAGCUCACGAGGCUCAUGAAUGCUUGUCAAAUGAACCGCGAGGAGACGACAAACAACAACAACAACAACGACAACAGCAACAACGACGAAACAGCGAGGGAAGACGAGAGUGCCGGUGUCGGCUCCAAUUUUGAUGGAGAAUCAAUGCUGUGGAGCUCCAUCGACCUUCCAACCAUAUGCUACGUUAACUAA
Salvia splendens (bonfire salvia) is the source of this 654-nucleotide messenger RNA. RefSeq lists its product as uncharacterized. Bases 1 to 654 code for a protein of 217 amino acids. The transcript has a single exon. The record is from RefSeq and is a predicted model, not a curated record. NCBI's taxonomy places the organism in Eukaryota, Viridiplantae, Streptophyta, Magnoliopsida, Lamiales, Lamiaceae.